AUCAAGGCCGCUUUACCACCGUAUAUGAGUGGGCACAUUUGGUCUCCGUAUUCUACGCUCGUAAGCAGAGAAAGGAAACAGAUCUCUUCUUUCACCGCUAGCUCUGUGUUUCUCCCCAAAAAUAUUCCAUUCUCAUCUCUUUCUUUCUUAUCUGUACCUUAGAUUUCUUUUUAUCCUCUCCGGUGAGAAAUGGAGGCUGGUUCUAAGUCGAAGAAAGGUGCCGGUGGCAGAAAGGGCGGCGGCCCAAAGAAGAAGCCGGUGUCUAGGUCCGUCAAGGCAGGUUUACAGUUUCCCGUCGGUAGGAUCGGUCGUUACUUGAAGAAAGGACGAUACUCUCAGCGUAUUGGAACCGGUGCUCCUGUUUACCUCGCCGCUGUUCUCGAGUAUCUUGCUGCUGAGGUUCUUGAAUUGGCUGGGAAUGCAGCAAGGGACAAUAAGAAGAACAGGAUCAUUCCCAGGCAUGUUCUUCUGGCUGUGAGAAAUGAUGAAGAACUUGGAAAGCUGCUUGCAGGUGUGACAAUUGCUCAUGGUGGUGUAUUACCCAAUAUUAACCCAGUUCUUCUUCCUAAGAAGAGUGAAAAGGCAGCUGUAAAAGAGCCUAAAUCCCCAUCCAAGGCUACCAAAUCUCCUAGAAAGGCUUAACUUUACUUCAUUCCUUCCUUCAUUAAUAAGUUUAUUGUUCUUCUCAAUCCCCUUUUCUGCAGUUCUAGUUGUAUGCAUGUAUGUAAUUUCUUUUUUAGUAAUCCAUGUUGUCUUGUGGGUAGGCAGCUAAACUUUCUUUCAACCCUAAUUGUCUAUUUUAGUUGUAUGUUUGCUAAUGAAUAUCACUCAACAAUUGUGUUUGAUGUAAAAAUUGCUUAUUUGA
This is a messenger RNA of Impatiens glandulifera, 865 nucleotides long. Its product is annotated as histone H2A. Gene Ontology annotation, cellular component: nucleosome. NCBI's taxonomy places the organism in Eukaryota, Viridiplantae, Streptophyta, Magnoliopsida, Ericales, Balsaminaceae. The coding region runs from base 190 to 642 and encodes 150 amino acids. The record is from RefSeq and is a predicted model, not a curated record. The transcript is spliced from 2 exons. Gene Ontology annotation, molecular function: protein heterodimerization activity; structural constituent of chromatin; DNA binding.